This is a messenger RNA of Kalmanozyma brasiliensis GHG001, 2118 nucleotides long. Its product is annotated as Glucose-methanol-choline oxidoreductase, N-terminal. The transcript has a single exon. The record is from RefSeq and is a predicted model, not a curated record. Gene Ontology annotation, molecular function: oxidoreductase activity, acting on CH-OH group of donors; flavin adenine dinucleotide binding. Lineage: Eukaryota; Fungi; Basidiomycota; Ustilaginomycetes; Ustilaginales. Bases 1 to 2118 code for a protein of 705 amino acids.
AUGAAGUCGUCCUCAGUCUCCGCCACUUCGGUGCUGGCCCUGGCGUUGGUGACAGCAUCCACAACACUACCCCUCGUCUCGUCCGCCUCGAUACCUGUCGACUACUCGCUCUUCAAGCGAUCCGUCACCACAGAUGCAUCGCAACUAGCCGGCGCCAUCUACGACUACAUCAUUGUCGGCGGUGGUCUCGCUGGUCUUGUGGUGGCCAACCGCCUCUCCGCCAACCCCAACAUCUCGGUCGCCGUCAUCGAAGCAGGCGCCUCUGGCUACGCAGACAACAACAAGUUUGUCGUACCCGCAGCGAAUCUCUACGACUCGUCCGUCGGGACCCAGUACGACUGGCAAUGGACAACCACGCCUCAAGCGGGUCUAUCGGGUCGAUCUGCCCCUUGGCCGCGCGGCAAAGUGCUAGGGGGCUCUUCGGCCAUUAACGGCCUCUACUACGUACGACACUCUGACAUCGAACAGAACGCCUGGGCGGACCUCAUCAACGACCAACAAGACUGGACGUGGGAUCGCAUGCUCGAUGCCAUGAAGAAGAGCGAGACGUAUACCCCGCCCAAUCAGGCGACCACCUCGCGUGUCUCUGUUCCCUUCGACACUUCCUCGCACGGAACCGAUGGUCCUGUGCACGUCAGCUAUCCGCAAUCCACCUAUCCUCAGGUCGGCGCGUUCCUCAACUCGUCCAGUAAUGUGGGCAUUCCACUCUCGCAGAAUCCUGAUGCGGGGCAGAGCUGGGGCGCCUUCCUGGCUACGUCGAACAUCAACCCGACCAACUCGACACGCAGCUUCUCCCGCACCGCCUACCUCGACCCGGUCACCUUCAGGAGCAACCUCGACGUCCUCACUGGUCACCUUGUGACCCGCAUCACGUUCAACUCGACCACCGAUGCCUCGGGCGCCGUUGCCUCGGGUGUCGAAUUCAGCUCCUCCAGCGGAGCCACACCGCAACCCGUAUACGCGCGAAAAGAAGUCAUCCUCUGCGGCGGGGCGGUCAACGACCCUCAGAUCCUGCAGCUGAGCGGUAUCGCCGACGCCGCCCUCCUCCGCAGUCUGGGCAUCCAACAGGUCGUCGACCUUCCCGGCGUCGGAUAUCAUCUGCAAGAUCACCUGUCCACCGGCGUCGUCUUCUCCCCCUCUUCGUCGGCCACUAUGCCCCCUACCACUGUCACCGGCAACCGCGCGACAGACUCGUACGUCAACAGCGCCAUCGCCUACGUCUCAGGGUCGACCAUUUUCGGCGACACCACCUGGUCCUCGCUCAUCUCACAGAUGCGCACGGAUCGCGACGCCAACGUCGCCGCGUACGACGCACCUGCCGCGGUGAAAGCGGGAUACAAUGCGACGUACACUGCGCAGGUGGAUCGAUUCUUCCCAUCGCAGAUCGGACCGAUUGAGCUUUUGUUCGCGCUGUCGUUUGGGGGAGUGCAAGUUCAAGCGGCACUGCAACACCCUUUGUCGAGGGGAAGCAUCAAAGUGACGUCGACGAAUGCGUUUACUCCGCCUGCGAUCGACCCUGCCUACCUAUCGAAUCCGGUGGACAUGACGAUUUUGAGGGAAGGGUUCAAGCUCGCCCGUCGUGUCGGGUCUACUGCACCCCUGUCCACUUUCACCUCAUCCGAAGUUGCCCCAGGCAGCGGUGUGAGCAGCGACGCCCAGUGGGAAGAAUGGAUCCGCGGCGCGGUGGGGACGGAAUUCCACCCGAGCAGCACGUGCUCCAUGCUCCCGCGCGAGCAGGGCGGCGUGGUGGACAGCAAGCUGCGAGUGUACGGCACCCAGAACGUCAGGGUCGUCGACGCGAGCGUUCCACCGAUCAGCUUCAGUGCGCAUCUGAUGAGCAUCACGUAUGGACUGGCGGAGGUGGGGUCAGAGAUGAUUCUCGAGGAUUGGACGAGAGGCAUGGUGGAGCAGACCAAUACGACGGCUGCUAGUGCGGGCGGUGGUAGGGGUGGCAGUGGUGGAAGCGGCGGUGGAUCGACCGGAAGCGGAGCAGGACGGGGUGCCACCGGCGGUCUCGGCGGCGUAUCCGGCACCAAUGCUGCUGCGGCCAUGUCCGCGAGCACCAUGGUCGGCAUCGUGACAGCACUUGUCGCCGUGACAGCAUCGCUCUUGGCUUGA